Salvelinus fontinalis (brook trout) is the source of this 4577-nucleotide messenger RNA. It is a transcript of the gene inpp5d, whose product is annotated as inositol polyphosphate-5-phosphatase D. The transcript is spliced from 27 exons. The coding region runs from base 768 to 4172 and encodes 1134 amino acids. The record is from RefSeq and is a predicted model, not a curated record. Gene Ontology annotation, molecular function: phosphatase activity. Gene Ontology annotation, biological process: phosphatidylinositol dephosphorylation. NCBI's taxonomy places the organism in Eukaryota, Metazoa, Chordata, Actinopteri, Salmoniformes, Salmonidae.
AUAUAGAGAGUAAGAGAGAAACAGAGGGAGAGAGCAAGGGAGAAUACUGUGAGAAACAUGUCUGUAGCUGAGUGUUUUCAGUAGAGAACAGAACUCUCUAGAUGAGUGUGUUCAGUGGAGAACAGAACUCUGUAGCUGAGUGUUUUCAGUAGAGAACAGAACUCUCUAGCUGAGUGUUUUCAGUAGAGAACAGAACUCUCUAGCUGAGUGUUUUCAGGAGAGAACAGAACUCUCUAGCUGAGUGUUUUCAGUAGAGAACAGAACUCUCUAGCUGAGUGUUUUCAGUAGAGAACAGAACUCUCUAGCUGAGUGUUUUCAGUAGAGAACAGAACUCUCUAGCUGAGUGUUUUCAGGAGAGAACAGAACUCUGUAGCUGAGUGUUUUCAGUAGAGAACAGAACUCUCUAGCUGAGUGUUUUCAGUAGAGAACAGAACUCUAGCUGAGUGUUUUCAGUAGAGAACAGAACUCUCUAGAUGAGUGUUUUCAGUGGAGAACAGAACUCUGUAGCUGAGUGUUUUCAGUAGAGAACAGAACUCUCUAGCUGAGUGUUUUCAGUAGAGAACAGAACUCUCUAGCUGAGUGUUUUCAGUAGAGAACAGAACUCUCUAGCUGAGUGUUUUCAGUAGAGAACAGAACUCUGUAGCUGAGUGUUUUCAGUAGAGAACAGAACUCUCUAGCUGAGUGUUUUCAGUAGAGAACAGAACUCUCUAGCUGAGUGUUUCAGUAGAGAACAGAACUCUCUAGCUGAGUGUUUUCAGAGAACCAGGAUGUCUACGUCGAACCAGCCAUGGCACCAUGGUAAUAUCACCCGAUCUAAGGCUGAGGAUCUGCUCUCCAAAGCAGCUAGGGAUGGGAGCUUCCUCCUCCGGGACAGUGAGUCCAUACAGGGUGCCUAUGCCCUCUGUGUUCUGUACCAGAACUGUGUGUAUACCUACAGGAUCCUACCCAAUGAGGAGAGGAAGCUCUCUGUCCAGGCCUCUGAGGGUGUCCCUAUCCGGUUCUUCUCUGUGCUUGCUGACCUGGUGGAGACGUACUACAGUCCCAACAUGGGUCUGGCUACACACCUGCAGUUCCCUGUUCAGAAAGAAGAGGAGCCAGAGGAGGAGCCAGAUCCAGUUAAAUACCCGCCUCAGCUACCACCCAGGAACUUCUCAGGAGGUCUGUCAGCCAAUGGCAGUAAAGAGAUCCACGGGGGAGAGUCACAGACUUCAGAGCUAGCCUGUGCUUCCCUGAGAGACACGUACCUACAGAGGCUGCAACACUUGGACAUGUCUAACCUGUCAGAAGAGCACCAACAAUCCAUCCAGGAAUACUUCCACACGUCACUCCGUCUCGAUGCUGAGCAAGCCCAGAAUGGGAAUCCCAACCUUCCCCAUCUGAAAAAGCUCACUAUGGGAAUUUGCAAACAUCUUAACAGUGAGAUCUCCCGUACCCUGCCCACUCUGGAGGCUUUUCAGAGGCUUCUAGACCAACAGCUGUCCCCAGUGGUCGGCCGAAUGAGAAGUCAGGUGUCAACAGAUUCAGGUCAAACUGUUUCCUUCAGGCUGGAACAAAUUACCAAGCUGCUCUACUCCAUCGAGGAUAAAGCCAAAACGGCUCUGUUUGAGUCGGUAGGAUAUGAAGGAGGACACAGGAAGUCUCUAAUACCACCUAUUACAUUUGAAGUCAAAUCAGAGUUGCUUGGUCUCACAACCAAGAUGUUCCUCAAGGUGGAUGUGGAAACUGGGAAGAUCUACUUCAAGAAAUCUAAAGACGGACCAGAAGAUAAAUACUUUGUACAUCAUAAAAUUUUACAGCUGGUGAAAUCCCAGAAAGUUGCCAAACUGGUGAUCGUGGUGGAGACCGAGAAGGAGAAGACUCUGAGGAAAGAGUUUGUCUUCGACGAUACAAAGAAAAGAGAAGGGUUCUGUCAACUCCUUCAGCAGAUGAAGAACAAACACUCAGACAAGCCUGAGCCAGAUAUGAUCACUGUGUUCGUUGGCACCUGGAAUAUGGGUAACGCCAGUCCUCCCCACAGCAUAGCAUCCUGGUUCCAGUGUAAAGGUCAGGGCAAGACCAGGGACGACACGGCCGAUCACAUUCCUCAUGACAUCUAUGUGAUCGGGACUCAGGAAGAUCCCCUCGGGGAGAAGGACUGGAUAGACACGCUGAAGAGUGCCUUGAGAGGAACCACCAACAUCAGCUUCAAACAAAUAGCCAUCCAAACCCUAUGGAACAUCCGCAUCGUUGUGCUAGCCAAGCCAGAGCACGAAAACAGAAUCUCACACAUCUUCUCAGACAGCGUUAAGACAGGGAUCGCCAACGCACUGGGAAAUAAGGGAGCAGUGGGUGUGUCCUUCAUGUUCAACGGUACUUCCUUUGGCUUUGUCAACAGUCACCUGACUUCGGGGAGCGAGAAGAAGCUCAGACGCAACCAAAAUUAUGUCAGCAUCCUACGUUUCUUGAAUCUUGGAGAUAAGAAACUGAAUCCGUUUGACAUCACACAUCGAUUCACUCAUCUGUUCUGGCUUGGGGAUCUGAAUUAUCGAAUUGAAUUGCCAUCCACAGAAGCCGAGAGCAUCGUGACCAAGAUCAAACAGCAGCAGUACCAGGAACUGCUGUGUAGAGACCAGCUCACCAUUGAGAAAGGAGAGGGGAAGAUAUUCCUACACUAUGAUGAGGAGGAGAUCACGUUCGCGCCCACGUAUCGUUUCGAGAGAGACACACGCGAGAGAUAUGCCUACACCAAGGCCAAAGCCACUGGGACUAAAUACAAUCUACCAUCAUGGUGUGAUCGUGUUCUACGGAGGUCCUACCCCUUGGUUCACGUGUUCUGUCAGUCAUACGGGUGCACCAAUGACAUUAUGACCAGUGACCACUCUCCAGUUUUCUCCACGUUUGAAGUUGGAGUGGCAUCACAGUUUGUCUCCAAGCACGAUCCCAACAGUGUGUCUCAGGGUGGGAUCAAGUUCAUGAACUGUGUUGCCACCCUCAUGACAAAGUCCAAGACCAAGUUCUUCAUCGAAUACCACUCCAGCUGCUUAGAGAAAUUCGUCAAGAGCUCAGAAGGAGAGAACCAAGAUCACUCAGAUGGGAACAUCAAGGUUCGGUUUGGAAACCAAGUUGAGCUCAUCCCUAUCAUCUCAGACCCAGAGUAUUUGUUGGAUCAGCACAUUCUCCUGUGUGUCAAGUCCACAGACUGUGAUGAAUCCUAUGGAGAGGGCUGUGUGGCUCUGCGAGCGGCAGAGUCCUCCUACACAGAGUUCCACGUGACGCUGACGCACCACGGCGAGCGGACUGGCACCCUGACAGGGGGUGUACAACUGCGCACCUCUGGGGGCAAACAGACCGAGAAGUUAUACGAUUUCAUCCAAGUGGAAAGGGAUGAUUCUGGCACCCCAAAAGGGAAAGGUCUGGACCACAACAGCAGGUUCGCUCUUCCCCAUCCCAUUGAUAUCACCAACCCCAAUUACAUGGGGGUGGGCUACAAGUCUGGAGGUGUGACAGACAGGGGCUGGAGCUACAGCAUGUCCCCCAGAUCAGGCUCCGGAGGUGGGGGUGGUGUCGGUGGGCACGGGGGCAAGGACCAGACCCAUGGAAACGUCUUUCCCAAAAAGACUGUCUACGACCACAGCGCUGUGCGAAGCCCCACUGGAAAAGCAGCGGAUAACGUAGGUGAGGACGGGAAGCCAGCGGAGAUGUUUGACAACCCUCUGUACGGCUCCAUGGGAAAGUCUGGAGGAGGAGCUAAAGAGUCACCAGACCCUCAGUCCUCCAAGGAACACCUGACCCCUCCAGACCCCUACUUCUCCUUUCCCAAACCCUCUGACCAGGACCCUGACCGGCCCCCGGUCCCCACGCCGCGCAACCGCUCUUACACCUGUUCUGAGACCAAGCCCCAGUGUUCAGCCCCUAAUUCCUUCGCCUCCCUCCACCCCCUGUCCUACACCAAGAACCCUGUGAAGCCGUCACGCUCCGAUGGGGGCAUGGUACUAACGGCCAAUAAGCCGCCUCUGCCCAUGAAGUCCCGCCCAGGCCAGGCGGAGGCCACGUCCACUAAGCCCAGAGACUACCGAGACAGCUCGGAGCUGCCCAGCAAACUCCGCCCACCUUCAAGGCCCAUCCAGCCCCUCCCCAAAGAAGCGCUUCAUGAGACGACUCAACCCUCGAAGAUGGGCCGUUCAGUGAAAUGACUGUCUUGCUCCUGUCCUAGACGUUGGAGAUUAGAUGUUAAACGGAGGGCUAGUGACAGAUGAUAACUCAAUACAACUUCUCACCCAGUCACUCCACUGCUCGUCCUACUGACUCUCCCUAAAACAUGUUUCUGUACAAACUCCUCGUUCCCUUUUCCAUACGUGUUAGGCUAUAUUACUGCAAGUCCAUAAGACAUUUUUAUGAAUUGUCUUCAUGUCUCCUCUUUUGUCUCGUGAUUUUUGUAUCAUUGUAUCAUUGUUUUGUUUUUGCACAGACGUUGACCACCACAAGAACUCUUUAGAUUAUAGGAAUCAUUUUGAAGACUUGCAACAAUCUGAAUGUGUCUUCCUUGUAUGUGGUGUUUGGUCAAAUCAGUACUAUUAAACUUAAACGAAUGAGACUCA